This is a messenger RNA of Amphibalanus amphitrite, 2460 nucleotides long. RefSeq names its product 3,4-dihydroxyphenylacetaldehyde synthase 2-like. Gene Ontology annotation, molecular function: pyridoxal phosphate binding; aromatic-L-amino-acid decarboxylase activity. The record is from RefSeq and is a predicted model, not a curated record. Gene Ontology annotation, biological process: catecholamine metabolic process; amino acid metabolic process. Bases 218 to 1957 code for a protein of 579 amino acids. The transcript has 2 exons. NCBI's taxonomy places the organism in Eukaryota, Metazoa, Arthropoda, Thecostraca, Balanomorpha, Balanidae.
GAAAUAGGUAAUAAACGUAUUGGAAAUUACUUAUCCGAGUGGUACUUCAUAUAAAAAGACAUUUUGUUGGUUUCACUGUCAUCAGUUGAAGCUGCUAGCUUGUGAGUGACAGUGUGUGCUCCCGAAGAAGACAGCUGACGUGCGUUGUGGGCUCAGUGGACAUAGAACAAGAAUCCUCAUAGAUACCACUAACCGCUCAAUCACUAACUGGAAGACGAUGAACGACAGCCAGUUCCGCUCAGCCGCCCACGAGGUGAUCGACUACAUCCUCCAGUACCAGCGGACGGUGCGGGACCGGCCAGUGCUGCCCUCUGUGGAGCCCGGCUACCUGCGCCGGCUGGUGCCCUCCGAGGCGCCACCUACGCCCGAUCGCUGGACAGACGUGCUGGCAGACAUGGAGCGGGUCAUCCAGCCGGGCAUGACCCACUGGCACUCGCCGCACUUCCACGCCUUCUGUCCGCUGGCCAACUCCCCGCCGGCGCUGCUGGCAGAGAUGCUGGCGCACGGCCUCAGCUGCGUGGGCCUCAGCUGGGAGGCGGCGCCGGCCUGUCUCGAGCUCGAGGUGGUUGUGCUAGACUGGCUGGUGCGCCUGCUCGGUCUGCCUGAACACUUCCUGUCCCAGUCAGGCGCUGGAGGCGGCGUCAUCACCGGCUCUGCCACCGAGGGCGUCCUCCUGACCAUUACAGCUGCCCGUGAGAGGGCGCUGAAGGACCUGCGCCGGGACCAGCCAGACCUGGACGAGGCGACUGCGCGAGGCCGGCUGGUGGCCUUCACCUCCGCCCAGGCAAAUCCAGCUAUCCUCAAGGCAGCUGCCUCGGCCGCUGUGCGCAUGCGCGUCCUGCCGACUGACGAUGAAUGUCGUCUGCGGGGAGAUACUCUGCAGGCCGCCGUGGAGGAGGAACUGGCCGCUGGAAACGUGCCCAUCUACGUCCUGGCCACGCUGGGCACCACUGGCACGUGCGCGUUCGACCCGCUGGACGAGCUGGGAGCCGUGUGCCGACAGCACGAGCUGUGGCUGCACGUGGACGCGGCGUACGCGGGCGCCGCGUUCGUCUGCCCCGAGUUCCGCCACCUACUGAACGGCGUGGAGGAGGUCACUUCCUUCAGCUUCAACGCCCACAAGUGGAUGCUGGUCAACUUCGAGUGCGCAGCACUGUGGGUGCGCGACUCGGGCACAUUCACAGCCGCGCACAAGAUCGACGCUCCGAUCCUGCACACUGCCGAGACGACGCUGCCCAACUUCCGCAACUGGUCGCUGGCGCUGGGCCGCCGGUUCCGCGCGCUGAAGCUGUGGUUCGUGCUGCGUCUGUACGGCGUCAGCGGGCUGCAGGAGUACAUCCGCGGGCACGUGCAGCUCGCCAGGCAGUUUGAGGAGCUGGUGAGGCGUGACGACCGGUUUGAGGUGGUGGCGCCCGCCUCGAUGGGCGUGGUGUUCUUCCGCGUGCGCGGAGGGGGAGACUCCGCCACGGAAGAGCUGCUACGCCGCGUGAAUGACGCCAAGAAGGUGUUUAUCGUGAAGACGACGCUGGCCAACGGGGCGCUGGCGGCGCGAUUUGUGGUGGUGUCGCGGGUGACGACCGCCGAGGACGUGGUCACCUCCUGGGAGGAGAUUCGCCGGCACGUCCAGCCGAAUCAGGAAGAGAGCGAGGCGGCCAUGGAAAUGGAGGAGACUGUGACUCAAGAGGAAAGCAUAGUGACGAAAGAGGAAAUUCCAGCCCAAGAGCACAGUCGCGUGACAGGGAAGGUUGAAACCCAUCCUGCGAUACACGAGAAAGAGCUUGAUGGCUGCACCAGCAACACUGGAAAGCUGGAAUCCGACGUGGCUGAAGAUUGCCAGUCUCAAGGCGUCCCUGCGUGUGCAACGACCAGAACCGCUCGCAUGAACCUUACCCGCACAAAGUCCGGGCGAUGGACUGAAGAAAUUCUAGCCCAGCGCGACUUCGAGGCGGAAAUGUAGACCAAAAACUUACUCAACCGUCAGAGCUGGAUGCUCCUCACAGUGCACCCCUCGAUCUCUUAUUAUGUCAUUGAUUUUAUGCGCAGUUAUCCACCACCCAUGCGACUAAGGUAUGAAUGUAAAUUAUAUCAGAAAUAUAGAAGCAUUACUAUUAUGCGCUAAAAUUGGGUUAUAAAAGGCUAAGGCCCCAAAUAAAAGUAGAUAACUGAAUGAUGCAUUAGCUUUGUUUAGCCAUUUCGAGUCUGAUCGUAAGAUUUGUGUCUUUUUUGUUGGACGAUAGAGAAUCCACUAAUUAAGGUAUAAUCAUUUCAUCGUUGUAAUAAUCACCGGCUCAAACGUCUGUUCCAACUGUUUCACAUCAAUGCAUCCUCAUUUAUAGGUGUAUCUGUGCUUAGCAUUUUAACAAUGUCUCCAAUUAUAUUUGUUUUGAUGCAAUGACUGGUUUUAGGUACUUGGUUGCAUGUAUGUACUUGUCAAUAAACGCUUUAUCCGAACCAGUAAAA